Tachysurus vachellii is the source of this 2327-nucleotide messenger RNA. Its product is annotated as coiled-coil domain-containing protein 138-like. Lineage: Eukaryota; Metazoa; Chordata; Actinopteri; Siluriformes; Bagridae. The transcript is spliced from 15 exons. Bases 73 to 1830 code for a protein of 585 amino acids. The record is from RefSeq and is a predicted model, not a curated record.
GCGGGAGGCGGGACUCUCCUUAAUACAGGCGUGGAAAACACUGUUGUUAAUAACAGUGGCGGCGAGUUUAAAAUGAACAGCGAACUUUCGAGCAGUGAUUUCGAUAAAAAAGUUGAAGUAUUGAAGAAGAAGUAUUUAGAGAGAAGAAGUCGGUUUUCUGCCACGGAAGAAGCACAAGCGAGCGGAAAAUGUGGAAGACAGGAGGAAAAGCCUGUAAAGUGCUCUCACGCUGCUGUCCCAGAGCUGGAUGAAGUGAAAACAUCACACAGAAAGAUAGAGGGGCUUCUCCAUGCCAUCUCACAGCAGCCUGAAUGGCCGGUCUGUGAUGAGAGCGCACUGAGCAGCGAAGGUGAGCUGGGUGACCAGACCGAGACUGUGGACCGUACCAACAUCCUGUGUACCGAGACAGAUGUGACGCUGCCCUCAAACAUAUCAUGCACUUCCAUUUCAUUUGAGACGGAGCCAGUGCGGUUCAGCUCAGGAGAGGGGUGGAGUUUGUACAACGAGAUGAUGCAGAUUUAUAAAAAACUGCAGGCACGAGCGGCCAUGCUUUGUGAGCGUGAACGUGAGCUCCAGCAGAGAGAGAAGCUUUUCCUGAAGCACCAGUGUACCAUGAACAGACUCCUCACUGUGGAGGAAGACGUACUAGAUCGUAUUAAUGCUAUGCAACAGGAACACCAGCAGGAGAUGGAGCAUCUCAGGGCUGCACUGAGAGAAAAGACCAAAGAGAACAAAAGGAUUAAAUCUAGUUUUGAUUCAAUCAAGAAGUUGAACGACACCAUGAAAAAACAGUUGAAUGAAGUAAGUGAACAGAACACGAGACUGGAGAGCAAAUCACAGAAAGUCCAAGCUCGACUAGAAAACCUGCAGAAAAAGCAUGAGUACUCAGAGGUGCACCGAGGGCGGGAAAGUCUGCUGAAGUCACAUGAUCUCAAACCCGCCAAUCAGGACAAACCUCGACCGCCAAACAAAGUUAGCAGGAGCAGCUCCAGUUGUACGGCACUGAAACUGCUGUCAUAUAUGAUCGAGUGGCUGGUGGACGGACCGGCGUUUUCUUCUGAAGACCAGAAAAUACAGGACAAGUUUUACCUGUAUGGGGUUCCACGUCCCUCACUGCAUGAGCGCUGUGCUAAGGUUCUUCCAGUGUUACUAGAGCAGUUCCAGCAAGCCGAGGUCUUUCUUCAUCUACCUCUGCUGCGCAUCAUCUACUGCACCCUCACACAUCUGGAGCACAGCACACAGCAUCUCCCUUUGACCUCAACAUUAAGGAGAUUAGGAGAGGAAGUGAACCGAAAAUCUCCACUUUCCAGGAGCUCCUGCUCUCACACUCGCUUGUUAUCCUCCAUCAUCAUUCUCAAAACACUAACUCAGGCAGACAUCUUGGCUCAGGCCCUCUGUGUUUUACACUGCAUUGUGGGUGAGGACGAGGGGCGUGGCCUCUUUCUGAAGUACAAGGCCCUGACAACCAUUUUAUCUGUGCUGAGGACAGGAAGUCUGGGACUGCUCGCUCCAUCACUGGAUGUCCUGCUUCAAAUGAGUGCAGAAUCACGUCAUCUUCCUGCUUUCCUGGAUGCAUGUAGCAUAGACCAGUUUUUCCAUUGUGCUGCUGUUCUUCUCCGAAACCCACGGCUGAACCUGGCCAUCAGCGAGAAGCUCAGUGUUCUCCUGCAGAAGCUCUCCUGCAUCAGAAAGAACCGGCGUCUGUUCGAAUCCUCCUCGCUGCACCUUCUCCUACAGGAAACACAGCGCUGUGCUGAUCCGUCUCGAGCCUUCCUCAACAUCAACAUCAGCUCCAUCCUGUUUAAUCUGGGCGUGGCCUCGAACUCUUGACACGCCCACUCUGAACACUAUAUAAAACAACUUAAACAUCAUGGUGUUCAGUUGUGAUACUCUCUUUUUGUCUAGGGAUUAUUUAUUAAUGUUUAAUCAUCAGUUCAUCAUGCCAUGCUUUAUAAAUCAACUCUUUAUUUAUUCCACUUUAUUGUAAUAUGUUAAUGUCUCAAUUAAUUAUUCAUACUUCAGAAAAUUAUUUAAUGUUAUGCUUCAUUUACACACAUACUGGAUUCAAAUGAUGAACAGUUGCCUCUUGUGGGUGGGGCCUCUGUGUCCUCAGCUGCUUUUCAACAUGUUGGUACUAAUCCCAUCAUUUGGUUAUAUUUAUUCUGAUUUAGAAUGAUGUUUCAUUUUCCAAGGCACAAGGAAAUAUUCCAGAUAUUUGUCCAUUUGGCCUGCGUUUGUAAAUCUGUGGUUUUGAGCGAGCUCCUUUACUUCUUGUGGGUUUUAAAUGAUUUAAAUUGUUUGUGACUGAAUAAAAUAUUUGUUACUGA